AUGACCGAACCUCCUAAAACAGAAAUUCUCGGAGUUCGAGAAUAUUCAGCUGUUAUUAUGCUACCAUUAUUAAUUGUUGGCAUCGUUGGUAAUUCGUUUUCAAUAUUUGUUUAUAGCAGAAAAUUUAUGCGAAGAAAUGCAGUCGGUUUUCUCUUAUUGUGUUUAUCAAUAACUGAUUUCAUUGUGUUGGUAACAAGUGUUCCAUUAUUCUCCUAUUAUAAAUUUCCAUACAUGUAAGUUCAAUUUUCUUUGACAAACUUUUUUGUUGUUAUAAAUAUCAUCUGCAAAAGAACAACAAUUGAAUAUUUUCGCCGAAUAAAAACUGGUUGAACAUACAGAGUUCACACAUCAUAAUAGACAUUAAUCUCAAUACAUUUCAUUUUUGACCAGUAUUGAAUUUGAAAAUAAUUGCAUGACAUCAUUCAUAAUUGUUGUUUGUAGAUGACUCAUAUUUAUUCGAAAAUUAUAUGGUUUCAAUUUUUAUAGACCUGGAAAAAAUGUAGCUGGUUCAUGGCACAGUCGAAUUUGUGCAUUUUCAGUUGUCUAUAUUUAUCCAAUCGGUUCUUGUGCAAAAAUGAUCAGUCAAUAUAUAAUAAUUAUAGUUUCAAUUGAAAGAUGGUUUGCAGUUUGUAGACCUUUACAAGUUCAUAUUUGGUGUACAAUUGAAAUCGCAUUGAAACAGUUGAUAAUUACUAUUUUGAUUUCAAUGUGCUUCAAUUUUCCUCGAUUUUUCGAAUAUAGUGCUGAUCUUGACAAAGGCGUCGUCAAUGCUCGAUUAGGUCAUUCACAAUUGAGCAAGUUAGUUGGAAUUAACUUUUUUGGAAUAUACUUCAACAUUUUCAGAAAGUAUUUCAUUAUUUUCUACGGAUUCAAAUCAGUCGUUUUUGACACUGUUUUACCAUUCAUUGCUUUGACAGUUACAAAUUUCAUGGUUAUUCGACAAUUGAAAAAAUCUAGUGAGCAACGAAAAACAAUGACAACUCAGGUACAUUAUUGAAACCAACAUAAAAACAUCGAACCUGCUUUAUAGGAACAAAAAGAAGCAAAAACUACAUUAAUGUUGUUAGUUAUGAUAUUGUUAUAUGGGGCAACUCAUUUGUUAAAUACCAUAAUCAAACUUGCAAACAUAAUUUUUCAAAGAUAUGGCCAACAUGGCUCUCAUGUUAUGUUAUAUCUUCACCAUGUUUCAAAUAUUCUCCUGGUCGCUUAUACAACUGCAACUUUUUUCAUAUACUUAAUUUUUUCAAUUAAAUAUCGUCAAAUUAUUUGUGCAAUUUUCACAUGCCGGUCAGUUUCUCGAGAAGCAAUUAUGUGUAAUUUUUUUCUCAUUUCAGAAGCAUCGAAGAACUAAAUUCAACUUCGAAUAAUGUUCAUCGACAAUCGAAUGCAACAACAAAAAGUUUGAAAGUUUAA
Caenorhabditis angaria is the source of this 1413-nucleotide messenger RNA. Lineage: Eukaryota; Metazoa; Nematoda; Chromadorea; Rhabditida; Rhabditidae. The record is from the annotation of a GenBank genome assembly.